Messenger RNA from Anolis carolinensis (green anole), 8045 nucleotides. RefSeq names its product zinc finger and SCAN domain-containing protein 21. Gene Ontology annotation, biological process: regulation of transcription by RNA polymerase II. Bases 340 to 1857 code for a protein of 505 amino acids. Gene Ontology annotation, molecular function: DNA-binding transcription factor activity, RNA polymerase II-specific; RNA polymerase II cis-regulatory region sequence-specific DNA binding. NCBI's taxonomy places the organism in Eukaryota, Metazoa, Chordata, Lepidosauria, Squamata, Anolidae. The record is from RefSeq and is a predicted model, not a curated record. The transcript is spliced from 6 exons.
CCCUCUGUGAUGAUGUCACUGGGAAAGAAAGGUGACAUGUUUGAAGGGAAAGAGCCACAAAGAGAGCCGGCUCACUGUUGCCAUGGAGUCUUUGUGAGGCAGAGCUGGUCCAGAGAAGGGAAACAGGAGGUAAGCAACGGCAGGAAAAGGCCAUUGCCACAAGCUGGAAUACCUGAGCAUUUCUUCUCAAGGGCUCAGCUAGUGUAAUACUUGCACCAAGAAGGGCUUCAGACCUUUGGGAGAUGUGAUCUCCUUCUCACCCCAAAGAAAGAAAGGGGGCACAAAGCAAAGAAAUCCUCUAAGUCGUUUUGGGAAGCAGAGCUGCAGCAGAGAGACAAGAUGGCAGAGCAAGACUCAGUGGAUCCUGAGGCAGAGAAAGAUUCCCAUCAGAUCUGGAUGCGAAGAAGUGAGGAUCCCUGUGGAAAAGAAGGACAGACUCUCCUGGGUGAGGACAACCUGGGCUCGGAUGUACGGCGCCAGCGCUUCCGGGGGGUUUGCUACCGGCAGGCUGAAGGGCCUCGAGAAGUUUGUAGCCAACUCUGUGAUCUUUGCUAUGAGUGGCUGAAGCCAGAGAAGCAUACAAAAGCUCAGAUAUUGGACUUGCUGAUACUGGAGCAGUUCCUGGCUGUCCUGCCCGUGGAGAUAAAGAACUGGGUCAAGCAGUUUGGGCCAGAGACUAGUUCCCAGGCAGUGUCCCUGGCUGAAAGUUUCCUCCUAGAUCAGGCAGAAGACAAGAAGAAGGCGAGUUCUCAGGAGCCAUCAGACAUGGCCAUGGACUUCUCAGGUACAGAUUCCCCAAAUGAUACUGAGAAGAAGGUGCUGUCAUGGGAGACUGGGGAGGAGCAUGAUGGAGGUUCUCCCUCAAUGGAAAACAGAAGGACAGUUUCAGAUGGUGCGGGGAUCCCAUCUAGGUCACCUUCGCUUUGUGGAGAUAUUGAGACAGUUACUGUGAAAUCAGAACAGAGUCCAGAGACCUUUGAGGAGAUGCAUUUUGCUACAUCCCACCAAGGAGAUCUGGCUGAUGUCAAUGCCAGGCCAGGCGGAUCCAGCGAAGACAAUCACAGAGGAGAGCUGUGGAGCUGCGGAAACCUGUCCUCUCCAGGCGUGGCUUCUUCUCUGCCGCUGCUGGAUCAGACCAAAGCUCUGUGUGUGGAGAGUGAAAACGAUCGAGAAGUGGAGCAUCAGAAAAUCAAAAUUGAAGAAGAAAACAUUGCUCUGGAAGGCAUUGAUUUCCAUGAAAUUAUAGUGCCAGGGGAAUUUUGUGACGGAAACAACAAGAAUAUUCAAGAUGGAGAAAAACUCUUGAUAUGUUCUGAUUGUGGAGAGAGCUUCACUCAGGACAUAUUCCUAACUGAACAUCGAAAAAUUCACCCUCAGGAGAAAAUGCGUACAUUCUUGGAGUGCGGAAACCAGUUUAGUCAUAUCCCAGUCCUCACCUUUCCGCCACGAUUUGAUGCCGUCAGAAAGCCCUUUGGAUGCUCAGACUGCGGGAAACAUUUCAGCGAAAGCCAGGGCCUUAAAAGACACCAAAGGAUUCACAUGGAGGAGAAGCCCUUCAAGUGCCCGGAAUGUGGGAAAGGCUUCAUUCGUGGACCAGAACUCAAAGCCCACCAGAGAGUCCACACCGGGGAGAAGCCCUACAAAUGCUCCGUGUGCGGGAAGAUGUUCACCCAGAGUUCAAACCUUAGCAAACAUCAAAGAAUUCACACCGGGGAGAAGCCCUACACGUGUCCCGAAUGUGGAAAGAGUUUCAACCACAGCACACACCUCAAGAGACACCAACGAAUUCACACGGGGGCAAAGCUGUUCCAGUGCUUGGAAGUCCGGCAAGAGCUUCAGUCCAAGGAUCAUCCUUAAACUACACAAAAUAAAUUUACAGAGGGGAGAGGCCAAAUAAAUGCCCAGAGUGUGGGGAGAGCUUCGGCAGUAGCAGAAUGUGGAAAGGGUUUCGAUGAUAGCAGAAUCAUAGGAGUUGUGUGGAGGAGAAGCCAUAUAAGUGUUUAGAAUGUGAAAAGAGCUUCAAUCAGAGCCCACACCUGAAACAACAUCCACAAAUUCUCCGAGGAGAAGCCCUAGAAAUGCUCCAAGUGCAGAAAGAGUUUCAACCAGAGCGCACACGUCACACCUGUGAAACCAUACAGGUGCUUUGAGUGUGGAAGGAGUUUACAUCAAACUACAUAGAGUGGGCACCUUGGUUCACAUCAAAGAAUACGCAAGGAAGAGGAAUCCUGUAACAUUAUCUCUGUGACUGGGAUGUGAACAGAUUAAAGUCUUAUGUUGAAAACAAAACCCUUCAUUACAAAACCCUUGUGAAAGUAUGUGAAUAAUGAGUGUCUGUCAUAGGAUCAUAGAAUUGGGUUCCCAGGGGCCAUCCAGUCCAACCCCCUGCUAUGCAGGAAAAGCACAAUCAAAACCUUCCCAGCAGACAGCCUUGGUUUAAAAACUUCUAGAGAAGGAGGCUAAACCACACGCCCAGGCAUUGCUGAUCAGGUCUUAUUGUUGAUAUUCUAGUGGGAUCUCUUUUCCACUAUGAUGUCGAAGGCUUUCAUGGCCAGAAUCACAGGGUUGUUGUGUGUUUUCUGGGCUGCAUGGCCAUGUUCCAGAAGUAUUCUCUCCUGACGUUUCACCCACCUCUAUGGCAGGCUUCCUCAGAGGUUGUGAGCUAUGGAGAAACUCAGCAAGGAAGGUUUAUAUAUAUCUGUGGAAAGUCCAGGGUGAGAGAAGAACUCUUGUCAGUUGGAGGCUAGUGUGAAUGUUGUAGUUAAUCAACUUAAUUAGCAUUGAAUAGCUUUGUCUCCUGGCUUCUUCCUGCCUGGGGGCAUCCUUUGUUCAGAGUCGUUAGCUGCCCCUGGUUGAUUCAUGUCUGGAACUCCUCUGUUUUCAGAGUGUUGCUUCUUAUUUACUGUUCUGAUUUUUAAGUUUUUUUAAAAUACUGGUAGCCAGAUUUUGUUCAUUUUCAUGGUUUCCUUGCUUAGUUUCUCCAUACCUCACAACAUACCUCACACAUCUGAGGAUGCCUGCCAUAGAUGUGGGCGAAACAUCAGGAGAGAAUACUUCUGGAACAUAGCCAUGCAGCCUGGAAAACACACAACAAACCUCUUUUCCAGUAGUUUGAAUCCGUUGCUGUGUGUUCAGUUAAUGCAUUGUGAUUCCACUACUUGUCAAACUUUUCACAGCUCAAUGUGGUGAAAUCUUGGAUGUUGUAGUUUGUUUUUUAAUCAUGUCAGAGGCAAAUUGAGGCAAGUCGCUUCUGGUGUGAGAGAAUCGGCCGCCUUCAAAGACGUUGCUAGGGCUGACAGGUGGGAGCUCACCCCAUUUCGUAGAUUCGAGCUGCCAACCUUCAAGUCAGCAGUUCAGCCGGCACAAGGUUUUAACUUAUUUUGCCACCUCUUUGGCAGAGAAAGGCUAAAGGCCUUGCAAAGCUGCAGCUUCCAUGGUUCCUUAGCACUGAGCCAUAGUUGAUAAAGUCAUGUCCAACUGAAUUAAUUCUAUAGUGUAGAUGUGUCUCUAGUAUCUGGAGCAGCAGAAAACAAGUUUGUUGCCUUGUCAAUAUGACACCCUUUCAGAUAUUUAAAGAUGCGGUGAUUCAAUGGGUUAAACCCUUGUGCCGGCAGAAGUGAUCACCGAUAGGUCAGUGGUUCGAAUCUGGUGAGAGUGGGUGAGCUCCCUCUGUCAGCUCCAGCUCCCCAUGCGGGGACAUGAGAGAAGCCUCCCAGAAGGAUGGUAAAACAUCUGGGCGUCCACUAGGCAAUGUUCUUGCAAAUGGCUAAUUCUGUUAUACCAGAAGCGACACGGGGGGGAAAAUCAGGAGCAAUGAACUGGGUGCUCUGUGAAUGUGUGCAUCAUCUCAGGAGGGUGUGGUGAAUUGAAGAUUAUGGUAUUUUAGGUACAACAUUGUGGUACAGAAAUGGGCCUUUGGGGGUGACACCAUGAGCUAUCAUGGGGACACCAACACUAGUGACACUUUAAAAUCAGAUUAAAAACUGCUUUUAAAAUAAAAUCACACACAAGGUCUCUGUAAUAGCUAUUUUGUACUACAACUGUUACUGUCAGAUAUGUAGUUGCUGUGUUGUCGAAGGCUUUCAUGGCUGGAAUCACAGGGUUGUUGUGUGUUUUCCGGGCUAUAUGGCCAUGUUCCAGAAGUAUUCCCUCCUGACGUUUCGCCCACAUCUAUGGCAGGCAUCCUCAGAGGUUGUGAGGUAUAUGAAAGGGAAAGAGGCACCCAAGUUGCACCCAUAUACCUCACAACCUCUGAGGAUGCCUGCCAUAGAUGUGGGAGAAACAUCAGGAGGAAAUGCUUCUGGAACAUGGCCAUACAGCCCAGAAAACACACAACCACCCUAUGUAGUUGCUGCCUUCACAUUUCAACAUUUUAUGUAUUUACCAUCUGAACAAGAGUGAUCUAUACCUAUGAUGAUUGUUCAUGUGGAUUCCACAUUUCAUUUUUGGAUUUUUUUUCCUUUCUUGUACAGUUUUUGAGAUGAAAGACCUUUGGGAUAUUCUUCAUGAAAGAUUAAGAUUAAAAUUUACUCCCAAACUAGACGUUAUAUGGGGAAUUGGGGAAUGUAUUUGAAUUAGUAUAUAAGGGUCGAUAAUAUCUAUUUUGAUUCAACAAAUCAAAGAUAAGAGUCCAGGUUCAACAGAAAAUAUCAGGAAUCUAGACAUAGACAUAAGCAAGUUACUAACAGGAUGCCAACUCAGUUUGUUCCAACUAGAAUACAGGUGGAGCAUGUCUUAUCCCAAUGAUUCUCAACCUGGGGUCCCCAGAUGUUUUGGCCUUCAAUUCCCAGAAAUCCUAACAAGCUGGUAAACUGGAUGGGAUUUCUGGGAGUUGUAGGCCAAAACACCUGGGGACCCAUAGGUUGAGAACCAUUGUGACUUAUCCUAAAACAGAAAUGCUCCAAAAUUGUCAACAUGGGUGGCUUGAGAUAGAUGGUUCAGUAUACACAAAUUGUGUUUCUGGCACAACAUUUUUACAAAUGUGGUGUAUAAAAUUACCUUCAAAAUAUGUGUGUAAGAUGUAUAUGAAACAUAAACGAAUGUCAGGUGUAGACAUGGGUCCCAUCACAACUCCAAGGUUCAUUAUGUACAAUAUGCAAGUAUUCUAAAAUCCAAAAAUUUGAACACUUUUAGUUGCAAGCAUUUUAGAUAAGGGAUGGUCAACUGUGUACCCACCAAGCCAAUGGUGGAAUAAUGUGGUGGCAUGUAAGUAAAUCCAAUUGAGUAAAUAUGAGGGUUGAAAGAAAAGUAAUGCCUCCACCUUCAUAACUCAACAGAUGGCAGUCCUGGUCUGCGGCAGGUACUGGCUUGUUCAGUAGACUCUCCUCUACAGUUCCAUAUGGCGGGAAGCCUUAGCAUUGAACGGUUGUGUUGUUACAGUGUGAAGUAUGGAACCCUGCGCAGACGGGGAAGCCUUAGCACUGAACAGUUGUGUUGUUAAAGUGCAAAGUAUGGAACCCUGGGCAGACAGGGAAGCCUUAGCAUUGAACGGUUGUGUUGUUACAGUGCGAAGUAUGGAACCCUACGCAGACGGGGAAGCCUUAGCACUGAACAGUUGUGUUGUUAAAGUGCAAAGUAUGGAACCCUGGGCAGACAGGGAAGCCUUAGCAUUGAACGGUUGUGUUGUUAAAGUGUGAAGUAUGGAACCCUGCGCAGACAGGGAAGCCUUAGCAUUGAACGGUUGUGUUGUUAAAGUGAGAAAUAUGGAACCCUGCGCAGACGGGGAAGCCUUAGCACUGAACAGUUGUGUUGUUAAAGUGCAAAGUAUGGAACCCUGGGCAGACAGGGAAGCCUUAGCAUUGAACGGUUGUGUUGUUAAAGUGCGAAGUAUGGAACCCUGCGCAGACAGGGAAGCCUUAGCAUUGAACUGUUGUGUUGUUAAAGUGCGAAGUAUGGAACCCUGCGCAGACAGGGAAGCCUUAGCAUUGAACGGUUGUGUUGUUAAAGUGAGAAAUAUGGAACCCUGCGCAGACGGGGAAGCCUUAGCACUGAACAGUUGUGUUGUUAAAGUGCGAAGUAUGGAACCCUGAGCAGACGGUUGGUCAAUGCGACUUAAGCAACGUUCAGUCAUUGAAUUCUUGACAGCAGAAGGUGUCACCCCAAAGGAGAAAGAUGUCACCUUCAUUCUUGUAACAUGAGAGGAGUGCCUGGCAAAUUUCAAGUCUGCCACAUACCAGUACUGCCAUCUGUUGAGGAGUUAUGAAGGUGGAGGCAUUACUUUUCAUUCAACCCUCGUUGCUUUACUUUAUUGAGGGAAAACAGGAGAAACAUGCCAAGAGGAGGGCGUGGACCCAGAAUAGGUCCCAGUGCCAAAACUCAUACUUCUCAAAGACAAUUGUACUUGGCCGCAAGCGAUCGCGUAUGACCAUGAUAUGACUAGUUAGAUCUAAAAUAGGAUUUUAGACCCAUGUGUUUUACGUAGCACAGACUUUGAUCCAAAUAUCCAUGCACCAAGCUAAUGAUUUCCCAAUUGGAAAGUAAACUUUGCCAAGCAAGAGUUGGCAACUUUCAACUGACAGGAAGAACCUAUGUCUUCUACUUGAUGUGCAGAAGCGUUUUUGCAAACACUUCCAAUGUUUAUUAAUGUUUAAAUUUAAAAAGAUUCCUCGUAAACAAUGCAUCUACUUUUGGACCAGGAAAGGCUUUAUCUCCAAAUGGGAAAUUUGUACUUUGAGAAGGGAGGUUCUUCAAAUCAACAAAAAUGUGAACAUGUUUCCUUCCACAGACCUUAGAAAGCACACGAGAUGAAGGUUUUUAACCUCAAUGUUCCUUUCCAGUUUUUUUUUCCUGUUUACGCUCUAGGAGCCUUGUGUGACUUAUGCUCAAGUUCAGUGAUCAAACUGUCUAUCACCCCAGUUAUUUAUUAAUCUGAUGUCCUGCUAGUGCAACAUUUCAUGCUACCGCAGUAGUAUAAAGUUUCUUAAAAGUGACUUAAGGUACAUCUACACUGUUGAAUGCAUGGACUUUGAUGCCAGUUUAACUGCUGUGGCUCAAUGCUAUGUAAUACUGAAAGUCGAUGUUUAGAGGCACCAGCCUUUCCUUUGACUUGCGAAAAACGACAACUCCUAUGAUUCCAUAACAUUAAGACACAGCAUUAAGACACCACUUUACGUGACAUCAAACUGCAUUAUGUUGACAGUGUACAUCAAUAUACAUACGAGGGUUGAAUGAAAAGUAAUGCCAACUUGUGGACUUUGUUUUUGAUGGGGUUUUCCUUGCAAACAUGUUUUCCUGAGAGUCCAGGAGGUUCACAGAAGUGACAUAGCUUGGCCUUAUAAUUAAAACCGUGUUUGAAUUAUUGCUGCCAUUCUUGUCUCAAAAGAGCCAGAGAUUUCCCCAGGAGAAAAGGAAAUAAACAGCCAUCCUUCUGUGCCUCCGAGGGUUUGGCUUGGGACUUCGGACCUGUGGGAAAAGGUGGAAAGUUUUACUGUUGUUUUGCGUCUGGAAUAUAAUUUCACCCGGCCCUUCUGUGGCCCAGCUGUUGACUUAUUCUGACUCAUGCUGUGGCAUAAUGAAAACCAGAACUUGGGGAAAGUUCCUCUUUUGAAUUUUGUAGCUCUUUAAGUAAACCACAGCUGUGUUGUUGUGUGUCUUUCGGGCUGUGUGACCAUGUUCCAGCAGUAUUCUCUCCUGAUGUUUUGCCCACAUCUAUGGCAGGCAUCCUCAGAGGAUGCUAAUUAAUGCUAAUUAAGUUUAUUAACUACAACAUUCACACUAGCUUCCAACUGACAAGAGUUCUUCUCUCACCCUGGACUUUCCACAGUUAUAUAUAAACCUUCCUUGCUUAGUUUCUCCAUGCCUCACAACCUCUGAGGAUGCCUGCCAUAGAUGUGGGCGAAACGUCAGGAGAGAAUACUUCUGGAACAUGGCCACACAGCCUGAAAGACAUACAACAAUCCUGUGAUCCCGGCCAUGAAAGCCUUCGACAACACAUUAAACCACAGCUGCCUAUAUCUGGGUGUGGUGGUGUGUUGUGGUGAGUGGCUUUGAGUAUCCUUGUGGAGAGAAAAGCAGGGUAUGAAUAAACAUAAUUAUUAUUAUUGUUA